GGAAAAAUAAAAAAAGAAAAGAAAAUCCCCAAAAUCGCCCUAAAAAAAUCUUGGAAGAACUCCGACCCCUUCGGAAACCUCUCCGAUCUUUGUCGAUCGAUCAUUCGGUAAUAUCUUCUUCUUGUUUUCGAUUCUAGGGUUUCGGAAUCUCUGCCUGGUUCUCUCCACUGUCUUUGUAUUUUCUUUCCUUCCUGGCUUGUGUGAGUUCGCUUCACUCACACGUGCGACACUCACUCGAUCAUCACCGACUUUGUUGCUCCAUUCUACUCUCGUGUUUCGUAGUAGUCUCGAUCAUCGUAACCACCAUUAACGCUAUUUGUGUCCGCGACCUUUCGAGUGACAAAAAAAACGUUUGCAUUCUUUGUGCAUCAACUUCAAGAAAUUUAGUUGUUGCUUCAUCCCGGUGCUGUUGCUAGUGGAGGGGACUUCACGUAACAUCUCGUUGGUCCUCCUCCUAUGGACCAUGAUAACUCGAAACUCCGGCACUACAUGCAAAACCUUGUCUUUAACAUUGUACUGCAACGGCAAUCAUCUCCUGUCGAUGCUGCGUCAAAGCCAAAGUUUAUGGAGCUUGCUAGACGCUUAGAGGAAGGGCUGUUUAAGAUGGCUAACUCAAAGGAGGAUUACGUGAACGGGUCAACCCUUGAGUCUCGGAUUAUGGGCCUAUUAAAAAGCAGAUACUUGAAUAACUACAAUCAGCGACUUGCUGAUUCGUCUUCGAUUGGAACGAUGAUACCUACUCCAGGAUUAUCGGGUAAUCCUAGUUCGAUGGUUACAAACUCUGCUGAUGCUACAGUAGCUGGAAACAACAACAGCACAAGUGCAGCUGUGAACACUGGAAACCUUCUAGCUGCUGGCGGAAUGCAUGAUCAUAAAGGCAAUAUCUCUACUGGAUACCAACAUUCUUCGAUAAACUUUUCUCUUGGUUCGGGAGGGAACCUGGCAUCCGUGGGUUCUCAAAGAAGUACUGCUCAGAUGAUUCCUACGCCUGGGUUCGUUAACAAUGGUACUAAUAACAACAGUGAUGGAUUUUCUGCUGAGACCACCAUGGUACCUCAGUCUCAGCAACAGCAGCAAAGGCAGGAUACCGGUGGUCAAAAUAGUCAAAUGUUUUCAAACCAAAUGGAUGCUGGCCGUAGACCUGACAUGCAACCAAAACCGGCUGGUGUGGCCAAUAGCUCUGUAAAUGAUGGUGUUGGAGUGAACGAAAAAAGUGUAGACACAGGGGAAGGUUAUAGAACCACAAAUCCUGACACCCUUGGAUCAGGAAUCCGACAUAUUCAGCCAAUGUUAUGCCCUCAGAAUAUAGGUUCUGAUUCUAGCAACAGUUUUAGCAAUCUUGCUGUUGCAGUAAAAUCAGAACCCAAUCCACGGGGUCAAUGGCCUUCCCAGUCUCAAGAAAACCCUCAAAUUUCUAAUGGCAUGUCGAGUGAACAGAACAUUCAGGAGGAUUUCCGUCGAAGAAUUACCGGAAUGGAUGAAGCUCAACCUAAUAAUUUGACCGAAGGGUCUGUUACUGAUCAAAAUCAAACAUCUACCACAUCCGAAUCCCAUAGUCUGCAAAAUUCUGUUGCACAUCAACAGAAAUGGCUCUUGUUUCUACUUCAUGCACGCGACUGCAAACCGCCGGUAGGGAAGUGCACAGAGCGAAAUUGCGUUACUGUUCAGAGACUAUGGAGUCACAUGAACAGCUGUGCAAAACCUCGAUGUUUGUAUUGGCGUUGUCGUAUCACAAAGUCAUUGAUUAUCCACCUUAAAACCUGCAAGGAUCUUAAGUGCCCCCUCUGUGUACCAGUGAAGAAAACCUACCGUCAGCAACAAGUGAAUGCGCGCCUGCAGGCCCGUUUAGAAAACGAAAGCAGUUCAGUGAUCGCGGUGAACAGAGAUGUAGUAUCAAAUGAUUCACAGUGCGCUACUGCUGGAGCUGUUUCUAGUGCCCCGGGCUGUGUUGACACUUUAGAUAAUGUGCAAGCUUCAUCAAAACGGUUGAAGGUGGAUCAGUCUUUUCAACCAGUGGUCUCUGAGACUGAAAGUUGUAAAAGCUCCACUGUUUCCAAAACAGAAUCAGAAUUAUCUCAGGAUGAUGAAAGAAAGGAUCAUAGGCACAGCGACGCACAUGCGGUAUUGAAUUCGGAGAACGGGGAAGUGAACGAAGAAAUUUCUGAUCUCUCUGUUCAAGCUGGAUUCGGCAUCAAAGAGAUAAGACAUGAAGCUUUUGAAAAUGAUCCCAAGCCUAGGCCUGUCAGUGAACCAGGUCAACAUGAUCUAUCUGGUGCCUCGCCAAAGCAAGAAAAUAUAAAAAUGGAGCAAGACACGAAGAAAGAACUUCUGGUGGAGUCUGCUGAUGUUGUUACAUCAAAAUCUGGAAACCCAAAGAUAAAGGGUGUUUCUUUGACUGAAUUUUUCACUCCGGAACAAGUGAGAGAACAUAUUCGUGGUCUUCGUCAGUGGAUUGGGCAGAAUAAAGGCAAUGCAGAAAAGAAUCAGGCCAUGGAGAAUUCGAUGAAUGAGAAUUCCUGCCAGUUAUGUGCGGUGGAGAGGCUUACGUUCGAGCCGCCACCUAUUUAUUGUACUCCUUGUGGUGCUCGUAUCAAAAGAAAUGCGAUUUACUAUACUGUCGUAGCUGGUGAACAUCGGCAUUACUUUUGUAUUCCCUGUUAUAAUGGAUCCCGAGGAGAAACUAUACUCGCUGAAGGGACUUCGAUGCCGAAGGCAAGACUCGAGAAAAAGACAAACGAUGUAGAGACUGAAGAAUGGUGGGUCCAGUGUGAUAAAUGUGAGGCCUGGCAGCAUCAAAUAUGUGCUCUCUUUAAUGGGCGAAGGAAUGAUGGGGGCCAAGCUGAGUACACCUGCCCAAAUUGCUAUAUACUUGAGAUGGAGCAAAAUGAGAGAAAGCCUUUACUUCAGAGCGCUUUUCUUGGAGCGAAAGACCUACCAAAAACGAUUCUCAGUGACCAUAUAGAGCAGCGUUUGUUUCAAAGGCUGGAGCAGGAAAGAACUGAGAGAGCCAGGGCUCAAGGAAAAAAUUGUGAUGAGAUUCCUACUGCUGAAUCCCUUGUCGUUAGAGUUGUUUUAUCCGUUGACAAGAAGCUGGAAGUCAAAUCUCGAUUUCUUGAAAUAUUUAGGGAGGAUAAUUUCCCCACAAAAUUUCCAUACAAGUCCAAGGUGGUUCUGUUGUUCCAGAAGAUUGAAGGUGUAGAAGUUUGCUUGUUCGGGGUGUAUGUCCAAGAAUUUGGAUCCGAAUGUUCAUCUCCUAAUCAUCGCCGUGUAUAUCUCUCGUAUCUGGAUUCUGUGAAGUACUUUAGACCUGAGAUUAAAUGUGCUUAUGGAGAGGCUCUGCGCACUUUUGUAUACCAAGAAAUUCUAAUUGGUUACCUGGAAUACUGCAAAAUGCGUGGUUUCACGAGCUGCUAUAUAUGGGCUUGUCCACCACUGAAGGGUGAUGACUAUAUCCUAUAUUGCCAUCCAGAAAUUCAGAAAACGCCAAAGUCUGAUAAACUAAGGGGGUGGUACUUAGCAAUGUUGAGAAAAGCUGCAAAGGAAGGGAUUGUAGCGGGAACUACAAAUCUGUAUGACCAUUUUUUCUUGCAAAUUGGUGAAUGUAGAGCUAAGGUUACGGCUGCUAGGCUCCCGUAUUUCGAUGGUGACUAUUGGCCAGGUGCAGCAGAGGAUAUCAUACAUCAAAUGGGUCAAGAAGAUGAUGGUAGAAAGGGAAAUAAGAAAGGAAUUCUGAAGAAACCCGUUACGAAAAGGGCUCUAAAAGGAUCCGGCCAGUCGGAUCUGUCUAGGAAUAUGUCCAUAGAUCAGCUGCUAAUGCAUAAACUUGGUGAGAUCAUUCGCCCCAUGAAGGAGGAUUUUAUCAUGGUUCACUUGCAGCCUUGUUGCUCCCAUUGCUGUACACUGAUGGUAACUGGAAAUCGUUGGGUCUGCAGCCAGUGCAAAGGUUUCCAGUUAUGUGACGGGUGCUAUGAGGCUGAACAGAAACGAUGGGUCAGAGAAAGGCAUCCUGUUAAUCAAAAGGCUAAACAUACACUGUAUCAUGUUGAGAUCACCGAUAUUCCUGCAGACACCACGGAUAGAGAUGAGAUACUUGAAAGUGAAUUUUUUGAUACGAGGCAAUCAUUCCUGAGUCUAUGUCAAGGGAACCAUUAUCAGUAUGAUACACUGAGGCGGGCAAAACAUUCUUCCAUGAUGGUGCUUUAUCAUAUGCACAAUCCAACUGCUCCUGCUUUUGUCGCGACAUGUAACGCAUGUCACCUCGAUAUCGAAAGUGGUCAAGGUUGGCGUUGUGAAGUUUGCCCGGACUACGAUGUAUGCAAUACUUGUUACAGUAGAGAAGGCUGUGUUAAUCAUCCUCACAAGUUGACAAAUCAUCCAUCACAAGCUGAUCAGAAUGCUCAGAAUAAAGAAGCUAGGCAAUUGCGAGACUUGCGGUUCAGGAAUCUUCUGGUGCAUGGGGUGCGAUGCCGUGCUCGUGCAGAUUGUCAAUAUCCCAACUGCCGUGUUGUGAGUGGGCUAUUCAAACAUGCCCUCGAUUGCACAAUACAGUAUAGAGGAGGUUGUGUUCAAUGCAAGAAAAUGUGGCAUCUCUUGCAAAUCCACGCUCGGGUCUGCAAUGAUUCAAAUUGCGGUGUAGUUCAAUGCGGGGAGAUAAAGGAGAAUCAGAGAAGGUUACAGCAGCGAUCAGAAUCACGGCGCAGAGCAGCCGUCAUGGAGAUGGUGCGACAGAGGGCUGCAGAAGUAGCUGGGACCUCCGGUUGAUUAAUAUGAUUUUAGGAUAUAAACAGAAGUAGAAAUCUAAUUUUCUUUCCGGAAGAUAAUCCACUGAAAAAAGAAGACAGCGAAGUGAAUAUUCCCAGCUAGUGAAGACUCGUAAGAAGAAGAAAACAAACCAUAUAACGGAUUAACAUAUAGAUUCAUUUUUUUUUUCAUCUGGGCAUAACUUCUUCUAGUCAAGUAAGAUGAGAAGAGUGUCUACGGGAUACGAUCUCUAACAUUUUUUUGAAUAUCACUGUAUUAUUGACAUUUUCAGAUCAUUAAUUGGAAUAUAUUUUGUCUAACAA
Messenger RNA from Raphanus sativus (radish), 5063 nucleotides. RefSeq names its product histone acetyltransferase HAC12. Gene Ontology annotation, molecular function: zinc ion binding; transcription coactivator activity; histone acetyltransferase activity. NCBI's taxonomy places the organism in Eukaryota, Viridiplantae, Streptophyta, Magnoliopsida, Brassicales, Brassicaceae. The record is from RefSeq and is a predicted model, not a curated record. Gene Ontology annotation, cellular component: transcription regulator complex; histone acetyltransferase complex. The transcript is spliced from 17 exons. Gene Ontology annotation, biological process: positive regulation of transcription by RNA polymerase II. The coding region runs from base 457 to 4761 and encodes 1434 amino acids.